UGACUUGGCAUUGAUCUCUUUCCCACCAAAAAAAAAAACCCUUAGACUUGACCAAGGAAGAACGUGUUCAGAAAUCUGCAGAGCCAUGGAGAAACCGUACGGAUACGCGAGCGUGAGCACCGGCGCCGGCGGGAAGGAUGUAGACCUAGAGAUGGGCGGCGGAGAGGCGACGCUUUACCCUGGCCUCAGCGACGGCGAGAAUCAGCUCCGGUGGGGCUUCAUCCGCAAGGUCUACGGUAUUCUCUCCGGUCAGCUCCUCCUUACCACCGUCAUCUCCGCCUCCGUCGUCCUCAACCCUUCCGUCACUGAUCUCCUCACCGGCUCGUCUGGCAUCCUCCUCUUCCUCUGCAUCGUCCCCUUUGUCCUGAUAUGGCCAUUGCACAUCUACCACCAGAAGCAUCCUCUCAACCUUAUCCUCCUCGGUCUCUUCACUGUUUCAUUGAGUUUCACUGUCGGAGUGACCUGUGCCAACACAGAUGGAAGAAUUGUGCUUGAAGCAUUGAUAUUGACACUGACGGUGGUCGCCUCUCUGACCGCUUACACAUUCUGGGCGGCUAAGAAGGGAAAAGACUUCAGCUUUCUCGGACCCAUUUUGUUCACUAGCCUCAUCAUCCUCAUCGUAACUGGGUUUAUCCAGAUGUUCUUCCCUCUCGGCCCAAGCUCUGUGGCCAUAUACGGCGGAAUCAGUGCUCUGAUCUUCUGCGGCUAUAUAGUGUACGAUACUGACAACCUCAUCAAACGCUUCACGUAUGAUGAGUACAUUCUGGCAUCCGUCGCUCUCUAUUUGGACAUCCUCAACCUCUUCCUCUCCAUCUUGCGGGUUUUGAGGCAGGCCAACAACUGAAGUGCACAGCCUCUGUUUGGUUGUCGGGUAAUAACUGGAAUCUCCACCUCCGAGUCAUCGGUUUGUGAAUACCAAUAAUAUCAUUUCCAUGUGUGAAUCUGAUUUUUCCGGUUUUCAAAUUUACGACUUAGCUUCAACUGAGUUGAAUGAAUGAUAGAUACCCUUAUCGUGAAAGAUCAAUUUGUGCAUUCGACAUCUAUUUGCCAAAAUUAUCAUAUACCUAAUGCUU
Molecule: messenger RNA, 1073 nt
Organism: Tarenaya hassleriana
Lineage: Eukaryota; Viridiplantae; Streptophyta; Magnoliopsida; Brassicales; Cleomaceae
Product: BI1-like protein
Exons: 4
Coding region: 86-844 (252 amino acids)
Cellular component (GO): membrane
Source: RefSeq, a predicted model, not a curated record